GCUGAGUAAGGGGUGGGCUGUGGAGCUGAGCCACCGCGCAGGGGUGGUGGGCCGUGAGGUCCGAUCCGAGGGGCCCAGAGGUGCUGCCGCCGCGCCGAAAUGGGCUAGGAGCAAAACUAUGUAGCUUUUUAAGAAACUCACUUUCAUCCACCUGAAGUCCAUAUGGCUCUAUAUGAUGAAGACCUCCAGAAAAAUCCUUUCUAUCUGGCUCUUCAGAAGUGGCGCCCCGACUUGUGCAGCAAAGUGGCCCAGAGCCAUGGCAUCGUCUUAGUACCCUGCAAAGGCAGCCUGUCAAGCAGUGUUCAGUCUACUUGUCAAUUUGAGUCCUACAUUUUGGUACCCGUGGGAGAGCGCUUCCAGACCCUAAACGGAAAGGACGUCUUCAUACAAGGAAACAGGAUUAAAUUAGGAGCUGGUUUUGCCUGCCUUCUCUCAGUGCCCAUUCUCUUUGAAGAAACUUUCUACAAUGAGAAAGAAGAGAGUUUCAGCCUCCUGUGCAUAGCCCAUCCUUUGGAAAAGAGAGAGAGUACAGAAGAGCCUUCAGCACCUUCAGAUCCCUUUUCCCUGAAAACCAUUGAAGAUGUGAGGGAGUUUUUGGGAAGACACUCUGAGAGAUUUGACCGGAACAUCGCCUCAUUCCACCGAACAUUCCGCGAAUGUGAAAGAAAGAGCCUCCGUCACCACAUAGACUCAGUGAAUGCCCUCUACACCAAAUGCCUCCAGCACCUUCUGAGGGACUCUCACCUGAAAGUGCUUGCCAAGCAGGAGGCCCAGAUGAGCCUGAUGAAGCAGGCGGUAGAGAUGUACGUCCAUCAUGAUAUUUACGACUUGAUCUUUAAGUAUGUGGGGACCAUGGAGGCAAGCGAGGAUGCUGCCUUUAACAAAAUCACAAGGAGCCUUCAAGAUCUUCAGCAGAAAGAUAUCGGUGUGAAACCUGAGUUCAGCUUCAAUAUACCUCGUGCAAAGAGAGAACUGGCUCAGCUGAACAAAUGCACCUCCCCACAGCAGAAGCUGAUCUGUUUGCGAAAGGUGGUGCAGCUAAUUACACAGUCUCCUAGCCGGAGAGUUAACUUGGAGACCAUGUGUGCCGACGAUCUGCUCUCCGUCCUGUUAUAUUUGCUUGUGAAAACGGACAUCCCUAAUUGGAUGGCAAAUUUGAGUUACAUCAAAAACUUCAGAUUUAGCAGCUCAGCAAAAGAUGAAUUGGGAUACUGCCUGACCUCAGUUGAAGCUGCGAUCGAAUAUAUUCGUCAAGGAAGCCUCUCUGUUAAACCGCCCGAGUCGGAGGGAUUCGGUGACAGGCUGUACCUUAAGCAGAGAAUGAGUGUACUGUCUCAGAUGACUUCAACUCCCAUCGACUGCCUGUUUAAGCACAUUGCAUCAGGUAACCAGAAAGAAGUGGAAAAACUCCUGAGCCAAGAAGACCAUGAUAAAGACGCCGUCCAAAAGAUGUGUCACCCUCUGUGCUUCUGUGACGACUGUGAGAAACUCGUCUCUGGGAGGCUGAACGAUCCCUCAGUUGUCACUCCCUUCUCCAGAGAUGACAGGGGACAUACACCUCUGCAUGUGGCUGCUCUCUGUGCUGCUGCUGCUGCACUACAAGGCCAGCGCCGAGGUCCAGGACAACAACGGCAACACCCCCCUCCACCUGGCCUGCACCUAUGGGCACGAAGACUGUGUGAAGGCUUUGGUCUAUUACGAUGUGCAAUCAUGCAGGCUAGAUAUCGGCAACGAGAAAGGAGACACUCCCCUCCACAUAGCUGCACGCUGGGGUUACCAGAGCAUUAUAGAGACGUUGCUGCAAAAUGGAGCAUCCACAGAGACCCAGAACCGACUGAAAGAAACGCCACUCCAGUGUGCAUUAAAUUCAAAGAUCCUGUCUGUAAUGGAAGCCCAUCAUCUGUCCUUUGAAAGGAGGCAGAAGUCUUCUUCAGAGGUCCCCACGCAGUCCCCGCAGCGUUCUGUGGACUCCCUGAGCCAGGGUUCCUCCACCUCCAGCUUCUCCUCCGUGUCGGCAAGCUCUAGACCAGAGGAGACCAAGAAGGACUACAGAGAGGUAGAAAAACUUUUAAGAGCAGUUGCUGAUGGAGAUGUGGAAAUGGUGCGCUACCUUCUGGAGUGGACGGAGGAAGACCUGGAUGACGUGGAGGAGACUGUCAGCACGGCGGAGCUUGGAUUCUGCCACCCCCUGUGCCAGUGCCCCAAGUGCGCUCCAGCCCAGAAGAAGCUGGCAAAGGUUCCUGCCAACGGGCUCAGUGUGAAUGUGACCAACCAGGAUGGCCUCUCCCCACUGCACGUUGCUGCCCUGCAUGGCCGGGCGGACCUCGUCCCUCUCCUGUUGAAGCACGGUGCCCGAGUGGGUGCCAGAGAUGCAAACCGAGCUGUCCCCCUCCACCUGGCCUGCCAGAAGGGCCACUUUCAGGUGGUGAAGUAUUUAUUAGAUUCUAAUGCAAAACCCAAUAAAAAGGAUAUAAGUGGAAACACACCCCUCAUUUACGCCGGAUCCGGUGGCCAUCAUGAAGUUGCGGCACUGUUGCUACAGCACGGGGCCUCCAUUAAUGCUUCUAACAACAAGGGCAACACGGCGCUGCACGAGGCCGUGAUAGAAAAGCACGUCUUCGUGGUGGAGCUGCUGCUGCUGCACGGGGCUUCGGUCCACGUCUUAAACAAGAGGCAGUGCACAGCCAUAGAUUGUGCCGAGCAGAAUUCAAAAAUAAUGGAAUUACUUCAGGUAGUACCCAGCUGCGUGGCCUCGUUAGAGGAUGUUGCUGAAGCAGACCACAAGGACUACGUUACUGUGAAGAUCAGGAAAAAAUGGAACUCAAAAAUGUUUGAUCUCCCAGAUGAGCCUUUUACAAGACAGUUUUACUUUGUUCACUCUGUUGGUCAGUUUAAGGGAAAGACUUCACGGGAGAUUAUAGCAAGAGAUAGAAGUGUACCUAAUCUGACUGAAAGUUCUUUGGAUGAGACAGGAAAGCCAAGAGUUGCCCUGGCACAGAACCAGCCGGACCAGAGCAGAUCUCAGAUUGCUGGCACAGGAAACAAGGACCGGCCUGAGAGGCCUGGGCUGAAACAAACUGCUCCUGGGAACAGGCAGAUGCUCCGCAGACACACAGUCAAUGAUGCUGUCGCAUCCAAGCGCCCAGAGACUGCAGCCAACCUACCCACACCCCAGGAGGCUAGUAUUUCCCAGUCUUAACAGGAAUAAGGAAUUGUUGAAUCGAGUGCCAGGAAGUGAAUACGAAAGAUGCUGAGCAUGAAUACAGCUUAGAACUAAAUGUACUUUCACAUAACUGGCUUGAGAGACCAAGUCUUCAGAAGAAAAUUCUGGAAGCUUUUCUGUGGCCGGGG
Messenger RNA from Tupaia belangeri chinensis (Chinese tree shrew), 3351 nucleotides. It is a transcript of the gene ANKRD27, whose product is annotated as ankyrin repeat domain 27. Gene Ontology annotation, cellular component: plasma membrane; late endosome; transport vesicle. The record is from RefSeq and is a predicted model, not a curated record. NCBI's taxonomy places the organism in Eukaryota, Metazoa, Chordata, Mammalia, Scandentia, Tupaiidae. Gene Ontology annotation, molecular function: guanyl-nucleotide exchange factor activity; SNARE binding. Gene Ontology annotation, biological process: early endosome to late endosome transport; neuron projection morphogenesis.